AAUGGGACGCAAAUCAAAGACCGCUGCUGGUAAAAAAGGUGCUGCUGCUCCAGCUAAGGCUGCCAUUAACAAGUCCAAGAAGGAUAAAAAUAUAUUUAAAGUUAACGAUGCCAAAAAUAAGAAGAAACCAAAGGAAGUGCAAGGAAAAUUGAAAAAGAUUAAGGAGGUGGUCAAGAAUAAGCAGGAGAAAAUCGAUGCAAACUUGAAGGAGUUGCAUAAGGAUAUGGUCGUGAAGAAACCAAAAGCCACAACCAAUAAUGCAUCGAUUAAGAAAAAUAAGAAGGCACCAGCCAAUACGAAUAAUGUGUCCCAAAAAUUAGACAAUUUGAAAUUUUAAAAAGCGUUAAUCCAUAUCAAAACGAGAAAUACUCGGCUGAUUGAAGUGUCGCGACAUUUAGGCAAUUAGUUGUUGAUGUUUCAUUCACCAGAGCAUUUUAUUUCCAUGUUUUAGUAUGAAUCUAUAGAUAUAUGUACUUAUAUAUUAUAAGUAUUUAGUGAGUUUUGUUGGAUAAGAUCUAGCAUAUUUUAUGGAAAUUCGAAUUAACACGCGUGUUUAAAUAAGUACAAAUGCUGAAACAUUAACACACACAUACAUAAUUAAUUCACAAUAAAACAUACGUGUAUUAUAAUACAUACAUAUA
This is a messenger RNA of Bactrocera dorsalis (oriental fruit fly), 641 nucleotides long. Its product is annotated as tRNA (guanine(37)-N1)-methyltransferase. The transcript is spliced from 2 exons. The record is from RefSeq and is a predicted model, not a curated record. NCBI's taxonomy places the organism in Eukaryota, Metazoa, Arthropoda, Insecta, Diptera, Tephritidae. Bases 2 to 337 code for a protein of 111 amino acids.